CCCCCAAAAAAAAAACUUCUGACAACCGAUUACAGUCCGUUAGACGCUCCUGGCUGUAACACGCCCAUCGACUGUCCUCCUGCUCAGUAGCCAUGAUGCUUAGCAGCUCUGUCGAGGUGCCCAGUCCCGUCCACGGUGGCAUGUCCGGUCUCUCCGGGAUGAGGGUAGCAGUGGUGGGGAACGUCGUCCGGUCCUCCAGUAUCUCGGGAGCCAUGUACAGCCUGGAGAAGAGUCCCGGGAGUGGCGGUCGGCCGGGAGAGGUGGGGACGCUGGCCGGAAACAAGAAGAGACGCUCAAGCCUUGGAGCCAAGAUGGUGGCCAUCGUGGGUCUGUCGCAGUGGAGCAAGAGCACUCUGCAGCUCAACCAGCAAGAAGAACGAGCGAAGAAGUUACGCAGUACGAUCAGACGGAGCACGGAGACGGGCAUCGCUGUGGAGAUGAGAAACCGAGUCACGCGACAGGGUAGCAAGGAGUCCACCGACGGCAGCACCAACUCCAACAGCUCUGAUGGAACGUUUAUCUUCCCCCCUACUCGUAUGGGUCCUGAGAGCCAGUUUAGUGACUUCCUGGAUGGACUAGGCCCCGCCCAGAUCGUAGGCCGACAGACACUAGCCACUCCCUCCAUGGGUGACGUCCAUGUGGGUAUGGUGGACAGAGGAGGCCAGCUAGAGGUGGAGAUCAACCAGGCCAGAGGACUGACCCCUAAACCAGGGUCAAAGAACAUCCCAGCAACCUAUGUAAAGGUGUAUGUGUUGGAGAAUGGAGCAUGUCUGGCUAAGAAGAAGACCAGAGUGGUGAAGAAGACUCUAGACCCCUCCUACCAACAGGCCCUGCUGUUUGAAGAGAGUCCUCAGGCCAAAGUCCUACAGGUGAUUGUGUGGGGUGACUAUGGGAGGAUGGACCACAAGUGUUUCAUGGGCAUGGCUCAGAUCAUGCUGGAUGAGUUGGACCUUGGUGCCACGGUGAGCGGAUGGUACAAGCUGUUCCCCACCUCGUCUCUGGCUGACCCCAGCAUCGGACCCCUCACACGGCAACUGUCCCAGUCCUCACUGGAGAGCUGUGCCACCAGCCCCUCCUGUACCUAGACAGAGAGAACUAUAUACUCACACUCACACUCACACUCACACACACACACACACACACACACACACACACACACACACAUCAUGCAGAUAUGUUUUACACGCAGAAACGCAGUCAGACGUGUUUACAUACAGGCUUCUGCAUACACACGUGCCCAUCCAUAAACCCCUGCCACACACACACACACACUCCAACAUGCUGAUCCUCAGAUCCAUCCCCAUAACUAUGUCAGAUAACAUGAUUUACCAGAGCAUAGCAUUAUAGUAGCGUUACUUACUGCCCAAUAUCCCUGUCCCCUUCCCCCUUCCCC
Oncorhynchus mykiss (rainbow trout) is the source of this 1393-nucleotide messenger RNA. RefSeq names its product regulating synaptic membrane exocytosis protein 3-like. Gene Ontology annotation, molecular function: small GTPase binding; transmembrane transporter binding. Gene Ontology annotation, biological process: regulation of synaptic plasticity; calcium ion-regulated exocytosis of neurotransmitter; positive regulation of synaptic transmission. Lineage: Eukaryota; Metazoa; Chordata; Actinopteri; Salmoniformes; Salmonidae. Gene Ontology annotation, cellular component: cytoskeleton of presynaptic active zone; presynaptic membrane. The record is from RefSeq and is a predicted model, not a curated record.